AUGUGGAUGUGGUGCAGCCGCAAGCGCAUGCGCAGGAACAAUGAUCUGCUGCUUGCCAUUGUCAUCCUCCUCCAGGCCCGGGCAUCAGCUGGGCCGGCGGCCGGCGCAGGGUACAUGGGCGGCGGGCCGUGGCAGAGCGCGCACGCCACCUUGUACGGUGGCAGCGACGCGUCGGGCACCAUGGGCGGCGCCUGCGGGUACGACGACCUCUACAGCGAGGGAUACGGCGUGGAGACGGGGGCGCUCAGCACGCCGCUCUUCAACAACGGACUCACCUGCGGCGCCUGCUUCCAGAUCAAGUGCAGCUCCGGUUCCAGCAGCAGCGGCGGCUGCCACCCCGGGAGCCCCUCCGUGGUGAUCACGGCCACCAACUUCUGCCCGCCCAACUACGCGCUGCCCUCGGACGCCGGCGGGUGGUGCAACUCGCCGCGCCACCACUUCGACCUCUCCAUGCCGGCAUUCCUCCGCAUCGCAGACUACCGCGCCGGCAUCGUCCCCGUCACAUACCGGAGGGUGGCGUGCCGCAAGUCCGGCGGCAUCCGGUUCAGCGUCAACGGCUUCCGCUACUUCAACCUGGUGCUGAUCAGCAACGUGGGCGGCGCCGGCGACGUGGUCCGCGCCGCCGUCAAGGCCUCGCACACGGAGUGGCUGCCCCUGGCGCGCAACUGGGGCCAGAACUGGCAGUGCAGCUCCAUCCUCAUCGGCGGGGCGCUCUCCUUCCGCGUCACCACCAGCGACCGCCGCACCCUCACCUCCUGGAACGUCGCCGGACCAGCCUGGCGCUUUGGACAGACAUUCACCGGCAGCAAAAACUUCAGGAUCGCCGCCGCCCCCUAG
This is a messenger RNA of Miscanthus lutarioriparius, 837 nucleotides long. Lineage: Eukaryota; Viridiplantae; Streptophyta; Magnoliopsida; Poales; Poaceae. The record is from the annotation of a GenBank genome assembly.